AAAUAAUCUAAGUGUACAUGAAGCCAUUGAUCGAUUAGAGAAAAGACGUUAAAUAGAUUAGACUAAAAUGACUCCUAAAAAAAAAGAAAAUGAAAGCUCUCGUCAUAAAAGUCAUCCGGGAUAUUUACGUUCAACGCAUUCAUCGAGUAAAAAACGUAUUAAUAGUUCUAAUUCACCGUCUGCUAUCAUCUUGAAAAAGCCAAGAAGAUCGUCACAACAACCACAUUCAUCAUCCAUUAUACAACCCCAUGAUACCCCUUCUACUAAUAUUUCAUUACCACGACCAUCUAUGCGACGAGAAUCAAGAGCUUCUUCAGUAUAUAAUUUAUCUGAUUCGUUGCACAAUGACGAACAAUUACUUCAACUUGAUUAUCUUUAUGCAAAAUAUCUUCAAUAUGAAUUUUUGAAUUUUAGAUUGAAAAAACAUUUUACAAGCUUAAAGCAAACAGUUGAGAGAGAGCUAGGUUUGGCUGAAGAAGCUUUAAGGGAAAAACAAAGACAAGAGAUAGAUAGUUUAAAAGAAAGUGAUGUAUUAAAGUUUUUAUGGCAGAUCGAAAAGAUAGCAAAUCAGAUAGAAAGUAAACUGACUGCGGCAACAAAUCAUAAUGAAAUAAUGCUAAAUGAAGAAAAGCGGGAGAUUAUAAAGAUAUUAGAAUGCUUAAACGAUCUUAAGGUACCUGUGUCAUCUGCUCAUUAUGAUAUGGAAAUGCUAGUAGAAAUAAGAGGAUUAUUACAAGAUAUUCUAGAAAAAUAAAAGUAGAAGUCUAAAACUGGUAUUCCCGGAGUAAAAAGGGCGAAGAAGGAAGUAUAGAUGAUAUCCGUGUAACUACUGGGAUAUACAUACAAUAUAAAAGAUUUAUUUU
Cokeromyces recurvatus is the source of this 863-nucleotide messenger RNA. RefSeq lists its product as uncharacterized. NCBI's taxonomy places the organism in Eukaryota, Fungi, Mucoromycota, Mucoromycetes, Mucorales, Mucoraceae. The record is from RefSeq and is a predicted model, not a curated record. Bases 68 to 754 code for a protein of 228 amino acids. The transcript is spliced from 6 exons.